UUGUAUUUAUUUUACAUUCGCUUUGACUGCUUGUUUCAGACGAUCUACAUCAGUGGUGAUAAUGACGUCGGUGGUGAGAUAGAACCGGUACAAAGCCUUCUGACAGCAAGGUUUAGGAAAAUGUUCACGAACACAUUUCCAUCAUCGAAUGACAUCUUCAAGUCUUUGUCACUUAUUGAAGUUAAUUUGAUGAAUUCCGAAGUGACAAACAUCAGAGAGUUCUCUGAUCCGCCGGAGCUGAAAGUGGUCUUGAGUCAUGUGCCUUUCGCAGUUAUGUCCUACGAUUACUCUGGAAAAAUGAGAGGAGAGCUCAAACCCGACCUGAUAUUGAGCGCCCAUGACCACAAGGCUGGAAUUCAUCAUUUAACAAGAUACAGUCAAAAUGUCAAUUCCAAAGAUCUCACUGGCAUCGGCGGUAUUCAAGAGUGGACUAUUGAUGCGAAAGAAAUACUUGAGUUACAGACGCCUACCUGCUCUUAUAGAAUGGGUACAUUCGACGUGGGAUAUGGAUUCGUUCGAAUCGAUCGAUACGUGGACGAUGAUAUGUCAAAUCGAUAUCGAGUGGCGUUUUCGGUUCUUUGGAUCCAUAGUCGAUUCUAUGCUUUACUACUCUAUGCCGCUACAAGUUAG
This is a messenger RNA of Cooperia oncophora, 630 nucleotides long. Lineage: Eukaryota; Metazoa; Nematoda; Chromadorea; Rhabditida; Trichostrongylidae. The record is from the annotation of a GenBank genome assembly.